UAAGUUUGAAGUCCUUGGCAUUGUGGGAGAAGGAGCGUAUGGAGUGGUGCUUAAGUGCAGGCACAAGGAAACCAAUGAGCUGGUGGCCAUCAAGAAGUUCAAAGACAGCGAAGAAAAUGAGGAGGUCAAGGAGACGACGCUUCGGGAGCUGAAGAUGCUUCGGACACUGAAGCAGGACAACAUCGUGGAGCUGAAGGAGGCUUUCCGCAGGAGGGGGAAACUCUACCUCGUCUUCGAAUAUGUCGAGAGGAACAUGCUGGAGCUUUUAGAGGAAUCGCCCAACGGCGCACCGCCCGAUAAAGUCCGCAGCUACAUCUACCAGCUCAUCAAAGCCAUCAACUGGUGUCACACCAAUGAAAUAGUACACAGAGACAUCAAGCCGGAGAACCUCCUCAUCAGCUCCGAGGAUGUCCUCAAACUUUGUGACUUUGGUUUUGCUCGUAACCUGUCUGAGGGAACAGAUGCCAAUUACACUGAGUAUGUGGCUACAAGGUGGUACCGCUCGCCUGAGCUGCUGCUGGGGGCUCCCUAUGGAAAGGCGGUGGACAUGUGGUCGGUGGGGUGUAUCCUCGGGGAGCUGAGUGAUGGACAGCCGUUGUUUCCAGGGGAGAGUGAGAUAGAUCAGCUCUUCACCAUCCAGAAGGUUUUGGGGCCGCUUCCUGCAGAGCAGAUGAAACUCUUUUACAACAACCCUCGCUUUCAUGGAAUCAGGUUUCCCUCAGUCACUCACCCUCAGACUUUGGAGAGAAGGUACCAAGGCAUCUUGAGUGGUUUGAUGUUGGAUCUGAUGAAGAACCUGUUGCUGCUAAACCCGACUGAGCGUUAUCUGACGGAGCAGAGUUUGAACCAUCCGGCCUUCCAGCCUCUGAGGCAGGCAGAGAGAGAGAGGCCUCCUCCUGCGUCUCCCAACCCGCCGCGCUCCUCCAAGAGGAAAACACACCAUCAUGGAGAGAACACAGUCCCAACGAGGAGUCACAUUAAGAGCACGAGCCGUCGCUCCAACAGCAAGGAAUGUUCCAGCCUCCCUCGCCACGGCGACCUCCAUCACCUCGGCAAGACUUUCCUCAACGGCAACAAACCGGCACCUUCAAGCUUAAGUCCUACGCUCCACCCUAAGGCCCAGUACAUGUCCCAGACCCUCAAUCGUUCUGUCUCAUCCAACAAAGACCUGGCUAACAACAACCUGCCACACCUCCUCAGCCCCAAAGAAGCCAAAGGCAAGACAGAGUUUGAUUUCAACUUGGGACCUUCCCCAAAGCUGCCGGACCAGGGACACGGGGCCAAGUACGGCCACAGCAAACCCAGCUCUUCUCGCUCUCAGCAGCAACAGCAGCAGCAGCAGCAACAGCUGCAGCAGCAGGCUGGCCGCCACACCUUCCUGGAGGGCAAGACCAACACUCUGCAGUCUGGAGCAGAGAAGCAACAUGGCCGACACACCCACAGCAUGGCGGACUCCGCCCAUGGAUCCAUGUCCUCCUCUUCUAAGAGCUCAGCCUCUUACCUCAGCCUGUCCAAGAGCCACAGUGCGCUGAGCGAUGCCAAAUCCGUGGGGAACCUCAGCGACGGUCGACUCCACCCAGACGACCCCAACUCCAACACAACAGCAGGGGUGGGCCCCGGGGCCCGCUUCUUCCCCGCCAGCUGUUUAGACCUCAACGCCCCCUCAGUCCCCCAGGUCCCGCCUGGCAGCCCCUCAGCUCGGCACAGUGACCGAUCGGGGCACAGUCCUGCCUCUCGUAGCAGCGGCAAUGUCCGCAUGGAGAGCAGCACGCUGGACUCCUCAUCCAGACACAAAUCCAGACAUAAACCUCUGGCACCAGAGGAGGCCGGUGCUCCGGAGCUCUUAGACCCAGGAGGAGCAGGGAUGCCCUCCACUCACACUCUGCCUUCCCCACAUGAGUCUUAUCAUUACGGCCUGGGCUACACCUCCCCAUUCUCCUCACAGCAACGGCCUCAGCGCCACUCCAUGUACGUGAGGAGAGAGCGCCACCGGCCACACGGGAUUGAGGGUGGGAUGGCGGGCUUGCCUCCACCGGGUCAGGCGAUACCGACGCGCGCCAGCAGUCUGCAGCUCCUCUCCCCACAACUGCAGCACCGGACCACCCUCACUGGACACGGACACUCAGUGAGCUCCUCCAGAGAGGACUGCACGGACGACAUGACGAGGAGCGAGCAGCCCCCUAAAGACAUGAGCCACCCUUGUGCCCCCAUCAAAGACUCUACGAGGGACAACACUGCUGCUUUUCAUACACAGCGCUCUAAAAACGAGGUGGGCAUGUAUCACGACCCUCAUGUGGAGGAUGCAGGUUCCUCCAAGGAGAACCGGAUGAUCUUCACUGAGUCCAUGCCUCGGAGAGUAGGCAGCUUCUACCGAGUCCCCUCCCCCAGACCAGACAACUCCUCCUCUUUCCAUGACGUUGGCGGCCAGGGUCGAGGGCCGGUCGUACCCGUUGUACCUGGAGACCCUGUUGCCAUGGUCAACCACUCCAAACGCCAGACGGCUUUUGACUGGGCCGCCGCAGAAGCAAUGGUCAUGAAUCCUCCAGAGCCCGCCAAAGAGAAGGAGAAACAAGGCUUCUUCAGAGCCAUCAAAAAGAAAAAGAAGAAGACACAAAUAACGGACAUGGAGGACGGGAGGAACCCCAGCAUCAAGAAAAGCCUUUUCCCGCUCUUUAGCUCUAAGAAUAGCUUAAAGCACAACUCAGCCGUCAAAGUCCUCCCUGUAGUCGCCUCGCCCAUGGCACAACACCAGCCUACCGCACCCUACCCUGCCUCACCAGUUCCUGGUAAUGGACAAGAACACCUGUCCCUGCAGAGGAGCUCCAAGUCGUCCUCUCACCACGGCAGCCGGCGGAAAAACCGGGAGCGAUCCCGAGACAGAGACCGGGAGCGGGAACAGAGCCGGGACCGAGACCGGGACAGAGAGAGAGAGCGAGAGCGGGAGAGAGAAAGAGAGAGGGAGAGGGAGAGAGAGAGAGAAAGAGGGAGAGAGAGGGAGAGAUUGAAUGACUGGCAACCAGAAAAACCAGUGGACUCGCACUCUCAGAGUCAACCACUCAAGUCCCUCCGCAGGCUCCUUCACCUCUCCCCCUCCUCCUCAAAUCAAGGACAGCCUCCUCCUCCUCCUCCUCCUCAAGACCUCCGCUUCCAAGCCCCGCUCCCUAACCCCCCUCAGCCCUCCUCCAAAGCGGGCUACCCCGACGGUCGGGGCCACACCGAGAGCAGGGGCCACUCGGGGGUGAGCGGCUCCGCCCAGGCCAAGAGCCGCAAGCCCAGCUAUCCUCUCCCCGGACAGAUCGAGUCCAGCUGGCACGUGUCCGCCUUGCAGCGGGCUGAGGGCGCUCAGUUCACCCCCGAACAGCUGGGCAUCAAACCGGGGCAGAACGGGCCCACCUUUACCCGAGCCUCCCGCACCAGGAUGCCCAACCUCAACGACCUGAAGGAGACCGCGCUGUAAGCCCCUCCCCCUCACUCUGCCAAAUCACGCCGCCUCCAACACGUCUCUCCA
Messenger RNA from Anoplopoma fimbria (sablefish), 3508 nucleotides. It is a transcript of the gene cdkl5, whose product is annotated as cyclin-dependent kinase-like 5. Gene Ontology annotation, cellular component: cytoplasm; nucleus. NCBI's taxonomy places the organism in Eukaryota, Metazoa, Chordata, Actinopteri, Perciformes, Anoplopomatidae. The transcript is spliced from 21 exons. Gene Ontology annotation, biological process: protein phosphorylation; intracellular signal transduction. Gene Ontology annotation, molecular function: MAP kinase activity; ATP binding. The record is from RefSeq and is a predicted model, not a curated record. The coding region runs from base 155 to 3457 and encodes 1100 amino acids.